UAAUUGCGGCACUUGUUAUCUUGUACGCCGAUUACCUCCAAAAAGCCAUGGCACAUACAACAAACGCAGCCCCUUCGUUUACAUAUUCUUCUUUCUUUCAACUCCAUUUCCUUUUUACCCACCAUCCAUCACCAACUACUCUUCCUCUUCAAUGGAUGAUCAAUCAACCCCACAACCACCAUCAUCAUCACCCCAUCGCAGAACCUAUGAGAUAAGAGCAUGUUCCAUCUCCUACACAAAGCCCACCAAUACCACCACAUUCAUCUUCUCACCUUGUACUGCAACUCCACCAACUUACAUCCUCCGCGAUGUGUGCUUCAUUGCCCGUCCUUCCCAGAUCCUCGCCAUUGUCGGCCCAAGUGGUGCAGGCAAAUCCACUCUCCUUGACAUUCUUGCAGCACGCACGUCUCCGUCCCAUGGAUCUCUCCUCCUCAAUUCCUUCCCUCUCCACGCUCCUACCUUCCGAAAGCUUUCUGCCUACGUCCCCCAACAUGAUGCUUCUCUCCCUUUACUGACUGUCCUGGAGACUUUCACAUUCUCUGCUCGUCUUCUCCUUCCUUCUUCCUCCGAUGUCUCGUCAGUUGUCGUCUCCCUCCUUGCUGAUCUCCGCCUAUCACAUCUGGCUCACACCCGUCUAGCCCAUGGACUCUCUGGUGGUGAACGUCGACGUGUCUCAAUUGGCCUGAGCCUUCUCCACGACCCUGCAGUGCUACUCCUCGACGAACCCACAUCAGGCCUUGAUAGUGCUUCUGCAUUCAACGUCAUGCACACACUCCGUGCCAUUGCCGCUUCCCGUCGUUGCACUGUGAUCCUCUCCAUACACCAGCCCAGUUUCAAGAUCCUCUCUACCAUCGACAGCAUCCUCCUACUAUCCAAAGGCACUGUCAUACACCACGGAACCUUGUCUUCCCUUCAGGACUACUUACACUCUAACGGUUUCGCCGUCCCACCUCAGCUUAAUGCACUAGAACACGCAAUGGAGAUACUAAACCAGCUUCACGAGAAAAAGACUAGUGCACCACAACCUCAAGAAUCACCUUCUCCUCCUUGGGCUCCUUCAGAUGAUGAUACAAAAGAAAUUAGAUAUACAAGUUCAAGAGUCCUUGAGAUGUUUACCCUAUACAACAGGUUUUGGAAGAUCAUUUACAGAACAAAACAGCUCCUUUUGACCAACACAUUAGAAGCUUUUGGAGUGGGUCUUGUCUUGGGGACCAUUUACAUUCAUUUGGGAUUGGAUAAGCAAGGUAUAGAGAAGAGAUUGGGACUUUUUGCCUUCACUCUCACUUUCCUCCUCUCCUCGAUGACGGAAACCCUACCCAUCUUCAUAAAUGAGAGGCCGAUUCUACUGCGAGAGACUACGAGCGGUGUUUAUCGGCUCUCAUCACAUCUCGUCGCCAACACACUAGUCUUCCUCCCCUACUUGCUAGCCAUAGCAGUCAUAUACUCCAUUUCCGUAUAUUUCUUGGUGGGUCUAUGCGCUUCUUGGCAAGCCUUCGCCUACUUCGUCUUGGUUAUAUGGGUGGUGGUACUCAUGGCGAAUUCCUUUGUGCUUUUCUUAAGCUCAGUUGCACCGAAUUACAUUGCGGGGUCUUCUCUAGUGACUAUAUUUCUAGCAUGUUUCUUUCUCUUCUCCGGUUACUUCAUUUCGAAAGAUAGCAUGCCCAAGUACUGGCUGUUCAUGCACUACUUGUCCAUGUACAAAUACGCUCUUGAUUCACUUCUCAUCAACGAGUACUCGUGCUUGGCAUCCAAGUGUUUGAUAUGGUUGGGAGAGAAGAAGGUGUGUCUUGUCAAAGGCAGUGAUGUGCUGGAGAAGAGAGGACUGCACGAGAACCAGAGGUGGAUGAAUAUUCAGAUCAUGUUAGGUUUUUUCCUCUUCUACCGAGUGCUGUGUCUGUUAGUCCUGCAAAGGAGGGCUUCUACAUCCAAGAAAUAAACGGUUGGAGAUUGUUGUUAAGGAAAGCUGGUGAAGUAGAAAAUAUGCAUAUUUUGGUAUUUGGCAACCCUAAUUUCUGUUUUUCCUUUUAUCUUCAUGCUAAGAUUUGAAACUCAAUGAAUAAGUUGGUAAAGCCAACGACUAUUACUAGUUUA
Molecule: messenger RNA, 2091 nt
Organism: Magnolia sinica
Lineage: Eukaryota; Viridiplantae; Streptophyta; Magnoliopsida; Magnoliales; Magnoliaceae
Product: ABC transporter G family member 8-like
Exons: 1
Coding region: 152-1936 (594 amino acids)
Cellular component (GO): membrane
Molecular function (GO): ATP hydrolysis activity; ATP binding; ABC-type transporter activity
Source: RefSeq, a predicted model, not a curated record